Molecule: messenger RNA, 302 nt
Organism: Symbiodinium necroappetens
Lineage: Eukaryota; Dinophyceae; Suessiales; Symbiodiniaceae
Source: the annotation of a GenBank genome assembly
GCGUCUUUGAUACUCGGCCCGAAGAAGGCGAGGCACGGAAAGCUCGCGGAGGUCCAAGUGCGACCUCAGGCGGAGGAGCAUAGGCAAGAUGCUGCACACGACGGCAUUCUCGGCGAUGGGUACAGGCAGCCGAAGACAUCCCUUAGAGCACACGCGCUUGCAUCCAAGGAGGCCUUCCGGUGCAACGUCAAGGCGUCGCACAAGUGGUCUCUGAAGGAGAGGCAGCACUGCUGCUCCACCAGCGGCCUUGGAUGUCCCCAGAUGAAGUGUGAAUCAGGCAGCGAUGACUGGCAACACGCCUG